Messenger RNA from Lactuca virosa, 1231 nucleotides. The record is from the annotation of a GenBank genome assembly. NCBI's taxonomy places the organism in Eukaryota, Viridiplantae, Streptophyta, Magnoliopsida, Asterales, Asteraceae.
UAGGCUAAGGAAACCACAAAAAAAUAUGAGAGAAAAUCCCACUCAUACCCUCAGAAAGCCCUCCCACCCUCUCGAUCCCGGGUGCUCUCUCGAUUUUAACGCAAUCACACAAGAAAGAGAUGCGUCGAACUGAAGAUCUUUUUUGAUGUUUUAAUCGCUUUUGAAGAUGUACAAGGGAUCGGAAACGGAUAUCAAAGAUUUGUGAAGCUCCACCUACUUGCCCUGCUGAUCUUCAUGGUGAUUGUGGGUUGGCAUCCCCAAAAUCAAAUACAAAAUUUUACUUCGAUUCACCUAUAUAAUCGUACACCUGCACACCGAUGAAGCUAAAUAUUUAUUUGAAAAUGAAAAAUCAGCCAUGUAAUAUAGGUCCAACAAUCGGGAGAACUCAAGAAAUUUAUUCAGGAGAGCACGAGGCUGAGAAAGGAAGCAGGGGCAAUGUUAUUUUUUGGCAAAGAAAUCUCAACAAAGCUUAUAAUGACAAUAUUUCCAAAAUAAAUUGCAAUUUUUGUCUAUGGAUUUCCCAAAUUGUCGAGGGUAUAAUGGCACCUAAGAUGUGAUAAGAUGUUGAGUAAGGAGGAUGGACUCAUGGACCCUAGAGGAGAUAUGCAGGUUUGUAAAUGGGAUAACCAUGGUUAGAAGAUUGGCCAAGAUAACUAGAGGUACAAUAUGAUGAGUGUAUUGCAGAAACAAACAUCAAUGUCAAAGCCAUCUGUUACAAGAGGGUACAUAUGGGAUAUGGUGCACAGAGGGCAAGGAUACUUUGCUUGGUGAAGCUGAAACAGUUGAUCUAAUUGGUGAUGAGGUUGAGAAGCUAUAAUUUCAAAACUGGCACACACGAUAUGUUAUUUUUUAUAUGUGUCUUAUUGAGGGUAUUUUAGGUAUAAUGUGUACUUUUCUUGUAGUAAUCUGAACAGUUGGUAAUUCAGAAGCAACAUUGGGGAUUAGGCUUAUGUUCAAUAACCUUCGUGACAGUGUCUGUACAACUCUCUUUAGACAGUCUUUGCAAUCCAAUCGGUCCAUUGGCCUUAGUGUUGUUGGUUGGGAAAAAUUUUAUCUUUAUGCAAAGUUCUAUAAGGUAUGGCAAUUUAUGACUUAAAUAAUCCCUGUAAUGAAAUCCCUUAGUUAGAUACAAUAAUGAAAUCCCAAUUAUAACAUUUUAUUUCCAAGUUUGUCUUAUUAAGGUAUUAAAAAAAAUCUAAUAUGUAUGCUUUGUGUAUGUGUUUGGUUUAUC